Molecule: messenger RNA, 1447 nt
Organism: Colletotrichum destructivum
Lineage: Eukaryota; Fungi; Ascomycota; Sordariomycetes; Glomerellales; Glomerellaceae
Product: Putative GroES-like superfamily, polyketide synthase, enoylreductase domain, trans-enoyl reductase
Exons: 2
Coding region: 353-1429 (358 amino acids)
Molecular function (GO): oxidoreductase activity, acting on NAD(P)H
Source: RefSeq, a predicted model, not a curated record
CUCGCCGGGUGAAUUGCACCGUCCCCGAUUAAAAAGUCGCCGAAAUGAAUGUCUGUUGCAAACUCCACCAUACCUCCAGCCAGUAGUUGCCCACUGAGCGGACUAUCGGAGUUUACUAACAACGUCGGAAUACCACUUCUUUGCGGAGUUUGUAGAAGUCAAUUCAGUGGGAGACGAUUGCAUCAUCGAGAGUCUCGAUUAUCAUUUCAACGGAUUUAUAUACUGGGAUUUGAGUAUAAAUGGAAGAGCAGCCUGGCCUUCCGAAAGGGUCGAGCGACAAAAUCACCAGUUCCACCACCAAGGCACAGUAAUAGCAUUCGACCUACGGAGCCUACAGAAACCACAAGACGCAAUGAAAGAAGCCAUCAUUCACAAAGGACCCCGUGUCGAAAUCAUCGACAGCCCUAUUCCUGUCCCCGGCCCUGGACAGGUUCUCAUCCGAGUUGUUGUCGCGGGCUCCAACCCAAAAGAUAUCAAAACCACUUUUUGGUUGCCACCCGCCAAUACGGGCGACGAUGUUGCCGGCUACAUCGAGUCCGUCGGAGAGGGUGUCGUAGAGUUCCGACGCAACGACCGAGUCGCCGCCUUCCACGAGAUGUUUACCCCUCAUGGAGCCUUCGCCGAGUACGCCAUCGCGUGGGCGUACACGACCUUCCUAUUGCCGGAGAGCACAUCGUUCGAGGAGGCGGCCACGAUCCCUCUGGCGAGCUUGACGGCGGCGCUUGGGCUAUACGGCGAUCUGCGACUUCCUUACCCCUGGACGACCCCGACAGACGAGGACUAUUCAGACUCGGGACCAUUGGUCGUCUAUGGCGCUGGGACUGCGGUCGGGGCCUUUGCCGUGCAGUUCGCCAGCAAAGGGGGGGUGCAUCCGAUCAUCUGCGUGGCGGGUCAGUCCAAGCAACAUGUCGAAACCCUCCUCGAUCGCAGCAAGGGCGACGUUGUUAUCGACUAUCGAGACGGGUUGGAGGCUGUCCAAGAUGGAAUUAGGAAGGCUCUCAAUGGAAAGGAGCUCCUACAUGUGUUCGAUGCCGUGGCUGAUCACGGAAGUGACAAGAUCAUCGGACCGCUCAUCCACCCUGAAAAGGGGAGGCUUACGAUGACUCUGCUCAAACAAGGCGUCAAGGGGCCCAAGGAACCAGGCGUAGUGUUCCCAGAAGCAUACGUUGCGCCACCAUUGGAGGGUUUAGCCGAUGGCGUCGACGCUUAUUGGAUGGGCGUUGGCUCCAUUCACAAUGCCUCGAAGCACUUUGGGUACAUCAUGUCCCGGUACAUUUCGCUUGGCCUUCAGGAACAGUGGUUCAAGCCCCAUCCGCAUGUUCUGAUUCCCGGCGGCUUGAAUGGAGUUGGCAUUGGACUGACUAAACUCCUGGAAGGGCGCGCCCAUGGCGAAAAGUAUGUAUAUCGGGUCGUUGAUACCGAGUCUUAAGGUUCUUCAGUAGUCGAG